GACCCCAUCCUCGAGGUCCCCACUGAUCCCAGCCGAUGCUGGGGGGUCCCCCCCCAGCCCCAGCCGACCCCCAGAACUCCAGAUAUUCCCAUGGGGUCCCCCCCAUUCCCAGAGGACCCCCGCUUGAGCCCACAUUACCCCAGCCAACCCCAGAGGGCCCCAUCUGGUCCCGGAGGACCCCAGCUGAUCCCAAGGGAUCUCAGGCGACCCCCUGAGGGUCCCGGACAAUCCUUGAGGCCCCCAUUUGACCCCUCUGGGGGCAGGGGACCCCAGGCCCCCCCCCCUCCCCGAUUCCCCAACCAAAAUGGCGGCCAGAGCCUGCCCUCACCGCCUGCCCUCACCCAAGAUGGCUGACGCGGGGCUGGGCGGGAGCGACGUCACCGCAGAGCAGCGCCCCCCUCCCCAAGAUGGCCGCGCGCACUCCCCGCCGCCGGCGCGUUGCCCUUAGCCAAGGUGGCGGAAGGCCUAGUGGAGGAAACGGCGCCGCGCCCUCUCCUAAGAUGGCGGGCGCAGCGUCAGCGCACCGCCCCGGCGCCAGGCCUCACCGCUGCGCGCUGGGCGUAGGGGCGGGGCGGGAGAAAGCGAAAGUGGCGGAGGGACCGGGUCGGCCGCGGCGGCGGGAGCGGGAGAAGCGGGAGAGGGGAGAAGCGGGAGAGGGAGCUCCCGGCGGGAGGCGGCCGGGCGCCGGCGAGAGGCAGACGGGCCCCUGCUGGGCGCGGGACGCGCGCCCCCUGCCGGGCCGGAGGAGCCGGCCGGGGCGGCGUCGGGGGUCCCCCCUGUCCCAUCGGGCGGGGCUGCGGGACGCGGGGACCCCCCCCCCCAACCCCGGACCCCCUUCCCCGACCCCCCCCGGCCAUGGCGCGGCUGGAGGCGGUGGCCAACGUGGCGCUGCGGGUGCCGGGGCUGGCGCUGCUGGACCUGCUGUACCGCUGGGACGCGGCGGCCCUCGGCGACCUGCUGCGGCCCCGCCGCGGGGACCCCCCCUUGCUCCGGCCCCCCGCCCUACGGGGCGCCUACUGCCUGGGCCACUUGCUGUGCCUGGUGGUGCUGAUGCUGCCGGUGCGGUCCCUGGUGAAGCUCUACCUCCACCUCCUCACUGCGCUGCUGCUCGGCGCGGGGCACACGGUGGCCGGGGACUGCGUCCGCCGCGAGCUGGAGUAUGGCUUCCAGGGCGCCGUGUACAGUGACCCCGCGGCGCUCGGCCGCUUCGCCACCGCCCUCGCAGGCCAGCUCUGCCUGUGCGUCCUCUGCUCCCUCCUGAUGAGGAGCAGGCAGCCCUGGCUGUUCGGCGCCCCGCUGCUGCCGGUGCUGGCUCGCCUCUGCGGCCUCCCCCUCCACGCCCUGCCCGUCCUCGACACCUUUGCCGCCAUCCUCACUGCCCUGGAGGUGCUUUACGUCCUCGGCUCCCACGUCCUCGUCCCCUUCCAGCUGGCCGCCGCCGCCUGCCGGGAGGUCGUGCAGGCGCUGGAGGUGUACCGGCUGGUCGCGCUGGGGGUGUCCCUCUGGAGCCAGCUGGCCAUCCCGCUCCUCUUCCUCAUCUUCUGGCUGGUGCUCUUCUCCCUCCGGCUCUCCUCCUUCCUCACCUCCUCCAGCAGUCCCCUGGCCCAGCAGGGCCUCCUCUUCGUCCUCCUCACGCGGACCGAGUGCUGCAGCACGCCGUACUCCCUCAUCGGCCUCACCUUCACCGUCUCCUACCUCGCCCUGGGCGUCCUCGACCUCUGCAAGUUUUGCCUGCUGGGCUUCGGCGCCUUCCAGAACGGCAACGUCAUGCACAGGGGGGUGACGGAGGGUGUGACGCUGCUGCUGCUGGCGCUGCGGACGGGGCUGCUCGACCUGCAGAUCCUCCAGUGGACCUUCCUCCUCGGCAUCAUCCUCUUCAUCUUCAUCGUGGUGACCUCCACGCUGCAGUCCAUGAUCGAGAUAGCGGAUCCCAUCGUGCUGGCGUUGGGGGCCUCCCGCAACAGGAGCCCCUGGAAGCAUUUCCGCGGCGUCAGCACGUGCCUCUUCUUGCUGGUUUUCCCUUGCUUCAUGGCCUACAAGAUCGCCCGCUUCUUCCACCUGGAUUUCUGGCUGCUGAUCCUGGUCUCCAGCUGCAUGCUCACCUCCCUGCAGGUGGACACGAAGCUGCCAGUAGGGAAGGAGCCGGCGGCAGCGUGGGACAUGCUGCCAGCGCUGCAAAGGAGCACCUCUGCCCCUGCGCCGCCUCCUCCCGCUGCGCUGCGCCGCCGGCCGGCCCGGGGACUCCUCCUGCGUCUCCUGCGCCGGGGCGGUGACCCGGCACCCCUAUCUAAAGUGGGGCGGUGGGCGCAGUCCCAUGUCACUCCGGCGGGGCCAGGCGGCCACCGGAGCCAGGGAGCCAGCAUGGCCCGGCCCAGAUACAGCGGGGGUCACGGCAGGAGCCGGCGCCGCCACCCGCCGCCCCACGCGUGGCAUCCUGCGCCGCCCUCGCCGCCGGUACGGGAUGAGGCGACACAAGCCCGCGGCACGCCGCCGCCGGCACAGGGUGCGGUGGUGGGAUGCGAAACGCAGCGGGUGCUGCUGAGCAGACCCCAGCACUGGGCGGGGGGCUGCAGGAUGGAGGGUCCCAUGCUGAGCCCGGCUUGAUGCUGGGUCGGCUGCAGGGCUGUCCCCUCGCACAGCCGGGCCCCCCCCGUACCCUCCUUGCCCCCAACGUGUGGGGCGGGAUGGGGGGCAGCUCCGCUGAGCCCG
Molecule: messenger RNA, 2709 nt
Organism: Aquila chrysaetos chrysaetos
Lineage: Eukaryota; Metazoa; Chordata; Aves; Accipitriformes; Accipitridae
Product: RING finger protein 145-like
Exons: 9
Coding region: 856-2604 (582 amino acids)
Source: RefSeq, a predicted model, not a curated record